This is a messenger RNA of Photinus pyralis (common eastern firefly), 1082 nucleotides long. Its product is annotated as protein virilizer-like. The coding region runs from base 1 to 927 and encodes 308 amino acids. The record is from RefSeq and is a predicted model, not a curated record. NCBI's taxonomy places the organism in Eukaryota, Metazoa, Arthropoda, Insecta, Coleoptera, Lampyridae. Gene Ontology annotation, cellular component: RNA N6-methyladenosine methyltransferase complex. The transcript is spliced from 6 exons. Gene Ontology annotation, molecular function: RNA binding.
AUGUUAGUGCACUCGGAGUGGCCACAGAGCGCGAAACUUAAUCGAGAAUAUUCAAAUAGGCAGCCAUGCUAUUACGCGGAUCACUUGUCCGUCGCCCAGGAGAUCCGAGGCAAUCAUACGGUGAGGAUUAAGAACGAGUCGCGCGGUUUCCAUCUUAACAAUCUUUCGUAUGCUGGACCGAUCGUCAUGGGUGUUGGAGGUAACAAAAGUGUGACUGAAGAAUCUUUUGAUAACUACAUUCACGAAGGCGUGAAAGGUAUUAUCGCGCUUCUGAAGGAGAUUACAAAAACCAAAGAGACACCUGUCGAGCCAAUUUUACCCCCACCACAAUCGCUACUGCUCCAAUUCUCCGCGCGGUCAAUUUUUACACUGACCGAUGUAAUCGACGAACAGCUCACUACGAACUACUGGCUCUCUGUGCCUGCCUACGAGCCCACCACCGAAGUCGACAAUGUAACGUGCGAUCUGGGUGAGGUUUGUCGUCAACACUUACCGGCGGAUAUCAACAUAAUUAGGGAAGUCGAGAAGGUGUGUCGAAUUUACUCGUCGAACAAUAACGAACAGGACGACGCAAAAACAAAAGGAGCCGAAGAGCAAAAGGAGAAGAACAAGAAAAGUUUCGUCGUGCCGAUUGCGCGCCGAGGUUUCCCAUACCGACAAGUACAGGUACGAGCGGAUCUGUUUAGAUCGAGACCGCCGAACACCUCGCGUCCCCCCUCGCUACACGUGGACGAUUUCGUUGCGCUGGAAACGUGCGGCGCCCAACCGACCGGUCCCACCGGCUAUAACAAGAUCAGUAGGGAGCUCUUGGCGACGUCGAGAGUGACUCGAGGGACUCGCGGCAGAUCGUUUGUCAAUGCCGAACGCUCGUUGCAGCAACGCCAAAUGUCCUGGUGGAGCGCCGGAUUAAAUCGGCGGCCAUAUUAAUUGUAUAUUUGCCAAAGGCCGUACUUUUAUUUAUAGAGAUUCAACUAAAAUAAACUUUCAUUGUUGUAUGCGUAUGAUUUCCAAACGUAUGUAGACGAUUUGUCACAGAACUUUGUAUAUAUAUUGCAAAAAAUUAAAUAAACAUUUAAACCUUU